AUGUCCGUGCCCCCGUCUCUGCUGGCAUCUGCGAGGGCUGCCUACCGUGAUGUCCUUCGCGCAUCUGCAUCUACUUUUACAGGCGACCUUCAUGUUAGAACUGCGUUCCGCCUGAAGAUACGCAACGAAGUGCUGACGUAUCCGCCGCCAGCUGAUCCGAAACAAUGUGAAGAGAAGAUCAGACUCACUAAAGAGAUUGCAGAUGUCCUGCGGAAAAAUGUUGUGCAGGCAGUAAAGGUGGAAAGCACAGACGGUCCCGAAGCCAUUGAGCGGUUCAAGAUGCGUAUUACAGAACAUACAGAACUCGGUGACAACGACACCAUCAAGAACCCUUCACCUGUGGAGUCGAGUCGAAGUGUCAGGAAGCGAGGAAGUUCCACAGAUGCUGCCAGGACCAGCUCUCAUAGUCCCGAAGUGCCUCGAUACUAUUCUCAGCUCAAAAAAGCACACAAACAACGCGUUGUUCCUCAGCUGAAGGAAGUGGAUUUGGAGGAGUCGUUUGUUCGAGGUAGUGGGCCCGGCGGGCAGUCUAUCAAUAAAACAGAGAACAACGUUCAGUUGCUUCACAAGCCCACGGGGAUCCGGGUAGCUUGUCAGGAGACUCGCUCACUGUCUCAGAACAGAAAGCUUGCAAGGCGUGUGCUUUUGGAUAAGCUGGACGCGUAUUAUAACCCCGGACUGUCCAAGCAGGAAAUGAAGAAAGCACUUCAGCAUGAGAGGCAGCGACGGAGAAAGAAGAAGGCUAAGAAGAAUAGAGACAAUUCAUCCGCAGAUGAGACAGCAGACUCCUUCGACUCUGAGCUUAAAGGUAGACAGGGCUCGAGGACUGCCCUUCAAAACCUUCAGCGUCUCACCCAUUUCUGGGACGACGUUGAACAGACCGUGCUUGUCGCUGGGGACUACGACAUGGAGAAAACACAUCUCCAAGUCUCGCCUGGCCAGCUUGGUUGGCUAGGCUCUGAGUCGUCUCUCCCACGUCCUAGAAAAACGCGCAUGAUGCAAGCAGUCCUGCUCUUUGUCUCAGCGGCCGCGCUGUCCACCUUUUCGUCAAGUAUUUCGGCACUCUUUGCGCAGAACUACGAGCAGUUACAAGCAACUUCUGUACCUGUUGCUCUUGCGGACCCCAGCAGUCAGUGGAAGGACGAUAUCUGGCCGAUUCAUAACCAGACCCCUUGGGACAUUUCUACCGACUACCCAUAUCCACGUCUGCUUGAGUACGAUGUGACCGAGGGCACCUGGCUGAGGCUUGAUGUCCACCCAAAGACGGGCGAGAUUGUUUUUGACAUGCUCGGCGAUUUGUACUGCCUGCCGUCGCACGCCUACUCUCCCUCACACCUCGCGUCUGGCGCUCUCUCGCUUGCCCGCCCGUUCUUACUCGGAGUCCCGCACGACUCUGACCCGCACUUCUCCCCGGAUGGUGACCGCAUUGUGUUCCGAAGCGACGCCGAGCUAGGCAUUGAGAACAUCUGGGUGCUGGAGUGGAAAGGCUGCGAGAACAUGGACGUCAGGUCGGGAGAUCUCAACGACGAAUUGCUGGACGCACUGGAGCUAAAGGAUGUAGAGGAAGAACUGCUUGCUAGCGGUGUCCAAGAGACUGCUGAUAGGAGGCAGCGUCGCCUUGUGCGCGAGGGCCGUUUGGGUGCUCAGCGAGUGACAAACGAGACAUAUCGUUGGGUUUCUGACGCGCGUUUCCAUCCAUCCGGUUCUAGUGUCAUAGCGACAAAAUGGUAUACGUCUUCGCGCAGCUUGGGAGCCGGUGAGGGAUGGGAGUACAAAGUUCCCAGUGUAGAAUCUGCGGGUACACAUAUCAAACCGGGCGAUGGUCAACGCCUCGUGGCUCGGACUCUUCCUACGGGAUGGGGUCCCGAACAGUACGGUGAUCAACAAAUCGGUCCUGAGCAGUUUGUAUGGCAUGGACAAGACACCCUCAUUUACUCGAAAAAUGUUGGAGACCGCGAUGGCGCGUUUUCAUACAGCAAAGAUGUUCACAUGGGGGUCUACGCGAUUUUCUCCACAAAUCUCACCUCUCAGAGGACGACAACCCUCGUGGACGCGUUUCCUGGUGGAGCGACUCGACCAGAACUUUCACGAGACGGCCGUACUCUAGCAUUUGUGCGGCGAGUGCGUGACAAAGAGGCUUUGGUGUUCAAGGAUCUGGAGACCGGAACUAUUCAUCACAUCUGGUACGGUCUUACAUAUGACCUAGGAGUCAUUUCUGCCCCUAUGGGAACAUAUCCGUCAUUCGCAUUCUCCCCUACAGACGAUGCCGUCAUCAUCUGGGCUGCUGGACAAAUUUACCACAUACCCCUGACAACGAAUGCUUUUGGAGAGAAGGUUGCGGCUGGCGAGCCGCAGCCCGUGCGCUUCCUCGCGCAUAUUGAGAAGCGCCUGGCACGGACAGCGAUGGCCCAGGUGGAUAUUCGACCACUGGAAACCGCUUCCACGCAGCGUGUUUAUGCAUUUACCGAGCUCCGCGUUGAUACUACGGGCACCCGAGCAGUAUUCCAAGCAGCGGGCGCCACGUAUGUACAGGAAGUAGGGCACGACACGCCGCAUGCAUAUAGGGUGCCGGCGCUGCAUGCUGACGCACCGUAUUAUUCGCCAUCUUUCGUUGUUAAUGCGGAAGAACUCGUCAUUCAUGCGCGCUGGUCAGACGCCGACUUUACGACGAUCGAGCUGGCCAACUUGACGUCCGGGGAAGCCUACGAGCUCGCAGGCUUGCCGUUAGGGAGGUACUACUCCCCUAUAUUAUGUGAAUGCACAGGGAUACAGAGGCAGCUUGCGUUCAUCAAGACGGGUGGAGACUACCUGACGGGCGACAUCGUCGCGACCGCGAAGCCGGGGCUGUAUCUCGGCCAGAUCACUCUGCCUUCGUCGGGUCAAGCGUCUACAGAGAUUGUAGUGAAGAACGUGCACUAUGUCCUGACGGAGAUUGAUGAAGAUCAAUUGCUCAAGACGCAAGUCCGCUUCCUCGAGCGCAACACGAAACUGCUCGUGCAGUCUCCCGGGCGCGCAUUUGUGAUUGACCUAGCAGCGGGGCCGGAUGAGUUUGGCGACUAUAAACAUGAGACGAUUGCGACGGGGCUUAUGUCCAAGGAGCUGGCCACUGUCCCCCGUGUUUCGGAUACUGUUGUGGCAAAAUCGCUUGCGUUUGUGGACUUUUACCAUGUGUACUACGUACCCCAUCCCAACAGCGAAGAGCCCGUAUGGAGCAAGCCCGGGAAUGCCACAAAAGGUCUUGUGCGACUGAGCGUCGACGGAGGACAUGACAUUACAUGGAGCAGAGAUGGAACGAAGCUAUUCUGGCUCCUCGGACCGUACCUUCACUGGGUCGACGUGUCGAAGUUAAGCGCAUGCAGCUUAGCUGCUGAGCGCGACUCUGAGACAUUCGGCAUUGAGUGCGCAAAACACAUACCCCAGUUCCAGGAGGUCGUUGUGAGGUACACGUCUGACGUUGCGCGGCUCAAGCAAGAGGCUGCAUCCGCAUUCCAGGCCAACAGCGACGAGGAGGCUCCAAUCGGCACUGACUUCUUUAUCAUCUCUAACGCGACGUUGUUGACGAUGGAGACUGGAGACUUCCAUUCAGAUAUUCUGCAUGACGCCAUCCUUGUCUCGCGCGGUGGAGAAAUCGAGGCCAUCGUAGGCGCCCAGGAUGCUGUGUUCCCGCAGGGCGCCACUGUCAUCGAUGUCGAAGGAGCGUUCGUGGUCCCUGGAUUCAUAGAUGUCCAUGCACACUGGAACGGAUAUGACACCUUGUAUCCCGCGCGUUCGUGGGAGAUGGAGACGUUCCUCGCCUAUGGCGUGACGACGCUGCACAACCCUAGCGCGGAUAAUGUACUCGCGUUCGCAGAACGGUUCCGUAUCGAGCGUGGCCAGCUCGUCGGCCCGCGCAUUUUCCAAGUUGGAGGUGUCAUCUACGGGGCAGCUGAGCCUAGCUUGUACCAUGACAUCGCCGACAUGGCAGAGGCACGCUCUACACUCAUCAGGAUCAAGGCUGAGGGUGGGCCAUCUAGUUUCUCCUACAAGAACUACAAUCUUCCUUCUCGCGCCUCGCGGCAGAGACUGCUGACAGCUGCUCGCGAGUUAAGUAUGCUCUGUGUCCCGGAGGGAGGCAUGAACUACGACUGGGACCUCACUUACAUCGUCGAUGGCAUGACAACGAUCGAGCACCCUCUCCCCAUUCCCGUCCUCUACGACGACAUCAUAACACUGUACGCGUUGAGCGGAACCGGCUCUACGCCUACGCACAUCGUCAAUUAUGGCGGUACGAUGGGAGAACAGUACAUCUGGGCGUCCGAGGACAUCCCGAAUGAUCCAAAAUUGCGGCGUUUCACGCGCCAUGACGUGCUCGAACGGCUGUCCGAAACGACGUCACGGCCGAAAACAUCUUUUGCCCUGUUCAACACGUCCGCGUCCACGGCCAAGAUGGUCCACAAGGGUCUCCGUGCGCACAUCGGCGCGCACGGGGAGCCCCCGCUGGGUCUGAACUACCACUCAGAAAUGUUCUUCACGCAACAGGGGGGCCUGACCAACUACGAAGUCAUUCGCGCGGCGACCUCUGACGCGGCGAUUACGCUCGGCAUCGACUCCUCCGUGGGCUCGCUGACGCCGGGGAAGCUCGCGGACUUUGUCGUGUACAAGCCGGGGGUAGACCUGCUCGAGGGCGACAUUCGGGGGUCGAGGGCGAUCCGCUACGUUGCGCGCGGCGGUCGGCUGUGGGAUGCGGAGACGAUGGAGGAGGUGUGGCCGGUGAAGGGGCGGCGGGGGGCGAUCCCGCCGCUGAAUCCAGAGUGA
Fibroporia radiculosa is the source of this 4794-nucleotide messenger RNA. RefSeq lists its product as uncharacterized. The transcript has 20 exons. The coding region runs from base 1 to 4794 and encodes 1597 amino acids. Gene Ontology annotation, molecular function: hydrolase activity, acting on carbon-nitrogen (but not peptide) bonds; translation release factor activity. The record is from RefSeq and is a predicted model, not a curated record. Lineage: Eukaryota; Fungi; Basidiomycota; Agaricomycetes; Polyporales; Fibroporiaceae. Gene Ontology annotation, biological process: mitochondrial respiratory chain complex III assembly; translational termination.